AUGGAUGCCUUCACACCUCAACAGACAGUCGAGCUGGUAAGCCGGAUAGGCACCAAGAAAGCACACAUGCGCCUCGACAAACUCUUCUUCAAUUCAGUCAUGGCAGGGCCGCUUCUUGGGUUCGGCUGUGCAGUCAUGCUGAGCACCGAAACCGCGCCCUGGUAUCAAGAGUAUGCCCCGGGCCUGAUCCGAUCAGUGGGAGCUCUCCUCUUCCCCAUCGGCCUCGUCAUGAUUGUCCUAACGGGCGCCGACCUCUUCACCUCAAACAUAAUGUUCAUGACAACCGCCUUCCUCCACCGCCGCGUCUCCAUCAAAGACGUCCUGAUCUCUUGGGUCGUUUCCUACUUCGGCAACCUGGCCGGCAUGCUCUUCUUUAUGGCGAUCAUCAUCGGUUACGGAGGCGUUCUUACGGAUAUCCCAGCGUACAAAACCGAAACGAUCAAUUUCUCGGUCAUGAAAGCCGUUACGCCUGGUUGGCAUCAGAUCUUCCUGAGAGCCAUUGGAGCGAAUUGGUUGGUAUGCAUGGCGGUCUUUUUGAGCAUUAGCGCGAGGGAUAUCGGGGGCAAGAUUGCGGCGAUCUGGUUCCCUACUGCUACGUUCGUUGCGCUGGCUUUGGACCAUGUUAUUGCGAAUAUGUUUUUCAUUCCUAUUGGUAUCUGGAAUGGAGCGCCGUUUGGGGUGGGGUACUAUAUCUGGAAGAGCCUGAUCCCGACGACUAUUGGAAAUAUGCUCGGUGGGGGAGUUUUCGUGGGUGGGAUUUAUUGGUAUUUGUAUCUGACAGGAGAGGAUGUGGAGGUUAGUUUUGAUCUUGGUGGCUUAGGCAGCGCGAUGGAGGCUGGUGGUCCGAUGGGGAGAACUACGAGGUCGGAUGUUAUUAAUGGUGUACCGAGUCGUGGUGAGGAGGGCGACGAGGUUAAGAUCGCCGCUCCGGGGAUGGGAGGCCAUAUGGUGGGCGACCAUUUGCCGCAUAGUGGAGGUCCGUUGCAGAGCUCUGUUGGUAAGGAGUUGAGUGCAGAAAAGUAUGGGAAGAGGAAGGGCAGUGAUGAGAGCGAGAAGACCGCGGUUUAAUCUUACUGUUCGGGACUAUUAGAGCGGUCUCUUUGACGGUAGAUUGUAC
Molecule: messenger RNA, 1117 nt
Organism: Mollisia scopiformis
Lineage: Eukaryota; Fungi; Ascomycota; Leotiomycetes; Helotiales; Mollisiaceae
Exons: 2
Coding region: 1-1068 (355 amino acids)
Biological process (GO): transmembrane transport; nitrite transport
Cellular component (GO): membrane
Molecular function (GO): high-affinity secondary active nitrite transmembrane transporter activity
Source: RefSeq, a predicted model, not a curated record